Messenger RNA from Osmerus eperlanus (European smelt), 3364 nucleotides. RefSeq names its product carboxypeptidase X (M14 family), member 2 (gene cpxm2). Gene Ontology annotation, molecular function: metallocarboxypeptidase activity; zinc ion binding. Gene Ontology annotation, biological process: protein processing; peptide metabolic process. NCBI's taxonomy places the organism in Eukaryota, Metazoa, Chordata, Actinopteri, Osmeriformes, Osmeridae. The transcript has 14 exons. Bases 556 to 2832 code for a protein of 758 amino acids. The record is from RefSeq and is a predicted model, not a curated record.
AAAGAGAAACGUUUUCUCAGAUUACACAGCCACCCCAUUUGUCCUGGACAGAGUGGGAGGAGAGGAAGGUGAAAGAAGACCCUGUAAAAGUAGUCAAGUGUCAAUGUGUGUCUGGGAGUUUUUGAUCUUACUGCCCAACAUCUCAAAUAACUCUAUAGUCCUCUUGUUUUUUUAGCUCUAUAGCGUCAAAGGUUAAGCAAAAUAUCUGAGAAUUACCCUGAGGACUUUUUGGAGAUUCAGUCAGCUGCCAACAUCUAAGGAGGGAAUUCUCUCUCUCGUUCUUACUAUUGUCUUUAGCUUUAUUUUUCUCUUCUCUUUCCGUUUCACUAUUUCCUCUCCCCAGCCUCGCCUGCGUUGUUCUCGGGCACAGAGAGACUUCCAUGGACCCCCUGACUCUGCUUUUGUCCAACACUUGGAGCACCCUGAAAACUCCCCACGCUGCGCUGGAGUAGGAAAGGAGAGACGUUGAUGGGACGCAGCCUGACAGCAGCAGCCUCCUCUGGAGACAGACAGACCCCUGAAUUCUGACCACCAUCUUCCCCACCCUGCAAGGCCAUGAGUGGACCGCAUCUCACCCUCUUUGCCUUGGCUCUGCUGGGAGGACUCCUGGCAGGGUACCUGGAGCUCUCUCAUGGCCAUGUGGCUGAGGACGAGAAUUACUACAUGCAGGAGCUCCUGAGCAGAGAGCACUAUCACCAGGUCCCAGGGGCCGAGGAGCAAGCACAAACCCACCGGGACCAUAGUCCUAGUCAAACCACAGCCAAGAAAGGGGCCAAGGGCAAGGCACCGAGCAGCCGGCAGACGGACAAGGCCACCCCGGAGGCUAAGACUGUGAAAAAUAGAAAUAAGAAUACUGAGAAAAGCAAGAAAAGUCCAAACAUGAUCAGCGAGGGAGAUGCUCAAUACAAGCAGAUUCAAGAGGAAUGCCCUCCGAUGGGACUGGAGACACUGAAGAUAGAUGACUUCCAGCUUCAUGCCUCCACCAUGAGACGCUACGGGCUUGGAGCUCACAGGGGUCGCCUCAACAUCCAGGCUGCCCUCUAUGAAGAUGAUUUGUAUGACGGAGGCUGGUGCGCAGGGAGGCUCGACCCUCUGCAGUGGUUCGAGGUGGACGCCAGAAGGUUGACCAAGUUCACCGGGGUCAUCACGCAGGGCAGGAACUCCCUCUGGUCGAGCGACUGGGUGACAUCAUACAAAAUCCUGGUGAGCAAUGACAGUCACACCUGGGUGACUCUGAAAAAUGGCUCAGAAGAACUGAUAUUUAUAGGGAACAAAGAGAAGGAGAUCCCAGUAUUGAACAUGUUCCCUGUGCCCGUGGUGGCACGCUACAUUAGAAUCAACCCUCGCUCCUGGUUCAACAGUGGCAGCAUCUGUAUGCGGGCUGAGAUCCUUGGCUGCCCCAUGCCAGAUCCCAAUAACUACUACCACAGAAGGAAUGAAGUGACAACAACAGACAAUUUGGACUUCAAACAUCACAGCUACAAAGACAUGAGGCAUCUCAUGAAGUUGGUGAAUGAAAUGUGCCCCAACAUUACCCGGAUCUACAACAUUGGCAAGAGCCAAAAUGGCCUCAAGCUCUAUGCAUUUGAGAUCUCUGACAACCCCGGAGAGCACGAACUCGGUGAACCAGAGUUCCGCUACACGACCGGUUCCCAUGGUAAUGAGGUGCUGGGUCGUGAGCUACUGCUGCUGCUCAUGCAGUUUAUAUGUCAGGAGUACCUGUCCGGUAACCCACGGAUACGGCACCUGGUGGAUGAGACCAGGAUCCACCUGUUGCCAUCCGUCAAUCCUGACGGCUAUGAGAAAGCCUUUGAAGUGGGUUCUGAACUGAGCGGCUGGUCCCUGGGACGAUGGACCCAAGAUGGCAUAGACAUCCACCACAACUUCCCUGACCUCAACUCCAUCCUCUGGGAGGCGGAGGCCAGGAAGUGGAUCCCCCGGAAAAUGUUUAACCAUCAGGUGCCCAUCCCGGAUUGGUACCAGUCCAAAAACGCAACGGUUGCUGUGGAGACACGGGCCCUGGUGGCAUGGAUGGAGAAGAUAUCCUUUGUGCUGGGGGGGAACCUCCAGGGGGGGGAGCUGGUGGUGACCUUCCCCUAUGACAAGACACGCUCCCAGGGCGUCAUCAGGGAGCAGACGCCCACUCCUGACGACCACGUCUUCCGCUGGCUGGCUUUCUCCUACGCUUCCACCCAUCGCCUUAUGACCGACGCCAGUCGCCGUGUCUGCCACUCUGAGGACUUUGCCAAAGAAGACAGCACCAUCAAUGGAGCAUCCUGGCACACGGCAGCAGGGAGUAUGAAUGAUUUCAGCUACUUGCACACCAAUUGCUUUGAGUUGUCCAUGUUCGUGGGCUGUGAUAAAUUCCCUCAUGAAAGCGAGCUGCCCGAAGAGUGGGAAAACAACCGCGAGUCACUACUUGUCUUCAUGGAGCAGGUGCAUCGGGGAAUCAAAGGCAUUGUGAGAGACGUCCAAGGGCGGGGUAUUGCAAACGCCAUCAUCUCCGUGGAUGGGAUCAGCCAUGACAUUCGCACAGCCUCUGAUGGUGACUACUGGCGUCUUCUGAACCCUGGGGAAUACAGAGUGACUGCCAGGGCGGAGGGCUACAGCCCUAGCAGCAAGAAGUGUGAGGUGGGCUACGACAUGGGCGCUACCCGGUGCGACUUUACAGUCGGCCGCACCAACCUGUCGCGCAUCAAAGAGAUUAUGGAGAAGUUUGGCAAGCAGCCUAUCCGGUUGCCUGUCAGACCGUUUCCAAUUCGCACUCCCCAACAGAGACGCCUGGGAAGGGGGGGCCCAACAUCUAAGGGAGAUGGAGUAACAGGGGGAUAAGAUGGUGCAAGGCCAAAGCACAAACAUGGUUCUCUGUCCAUCUGUUCUAAUGGAAAUGCAUUCUAUGGUCACAUUGAUUCUAUCAUGUUUCAUUGGUCUUUGGUUGUGAACUCUACAGCAACUGUCAUCAAAGUGGAAAAGAUGGGGAGGGAGUUUGUAGGUCUUUAUUGGUUGAUUGCUCAAAAUAGAGUGCUGUUCUUUUAAUUAUGUUCUCUCUACUUGGUACUCAUCUCAUUUUGAGUAUAGCUUUUACUGACAAAGUGGCGAAAGCCUGUAUAACACCUCAAAGUUGAGAAUUCUCUUCCUCCAGUCAUGUUGGUGUCUGUCAACAUGAAUUUCCCUACUAACUUAUGCAACUCCAGUAUUUCCUUAAGUAUUAAUAAAAUAUUUUACCAGUAAUCACAACACAGCAAGCAAUCUUUGAAAUUAUGUUUUGGAGCAAAGACAUUCAAGUUUUUUUUGGGUUGUUUUUGGGUUGUUUAUUUUAUAUUGCAAUCUUUUGUGCAUUCUGAAAUUAUUUAAUAAAAGUGUA